CCUUCCUUCUUGAUAAAUACUGGGAUCCGCUGUUAUAACAGUUAGUAAAUAAGUUCGUUUAGAUUAGAAUAGUUCGGGGAUAUAUAAGCGUUUUGUUUUUAUUGUGUUAUUAUGGAUUAUCAGUAUUUUCUGACUCAUUUCAACAACUUGGUUAAUAUGGACAUAGAGGAAGGAGAGUCUUCUAGCAGUGGUCCAUUAUCAACCCUAAACAGCCUGUUUUCAUUCACAAGUCCUGCAGUCAAGAAACUACUUGGCUGGAAACAGGGAGAUGAAGAAGAAAAAUGGGCUGAAAAGGCUGUUGAUAGUUUAGUGAAAAAACUAAAAAAAAGAAAAGGUGCAAUUGAGGAAUUAGAACGUGCCUUAUCAUGUCCUGGAACACCAAGUAAAUGUGUCACAAUUCCCAGAAGUUUGGAUGGAAGACUCCAAGUUUCCCAUCGUAAAGGAUUACCUCACGUAAUCUAUUGUAGAGUGUGGAGAUGGCCCGAUCUGCAAAGUCACCAUGAGUUAAAGCCAUUGGAACAUUGUCAAUAUCCAUUCUCUGCCAAACACAAGGAAGUCUGUAUCAAUCCUUAUCAUUAUAAGAGAGUGGAAAGCCCAGUUUUACCGCCUGUUUUGGUUCCAAGACACAAUGACUUUGUACCCGGUCAUUCAUUACUUCCAUUCCAACAACUUGUUGAGCCGAAUAUGCCCCAAAACGUGAGCUAUUCUCAAAAUGGUUUCAAUUCCAAUCAAAUGAGCCCUAGUUCGCCGUUGUCUAAUGUGUCAUCACCCGGAAGUGUUUCAUCUAAUCCCCAAUCACCAUAUGCCAAUCUUGCAGAAACCCCUCCUCCUGCUUAUAGUCCUACAGAUGAAAAUAAUGUAAAUCCAAACAACAAUCAGAAUCCUGAACAAAGUUUAGCCAAUGAUGUCCAACCAGUGGCUUAUCAAGAACAACCAUUCUGGGCCUCCAUAGCUUACUACGAGUUGAAUAGUCGGGUAGGUGAGGUAUUCCAUUGUCAUUCCACCUCAGUUAUAGUGGAUGGAUUCACAAACCCUAGCAACAAUUCCGACAGAUUCUGUCUUGGCCAGUUGAGCAACGUUAAUCGUAACUCUACUAUUGAGAACACUAGGCGACAUAUAGGCAAAGGGGUGCAUCUGUACUAUGUGAAUGGUGAAGUUUAUGCGGAGUGUCUCUCUGAUUCUCCGAUAUUUGUGCAAUCAAGAAAUUGCAACCAUCACCACAAUUUCCAUCCAUCUACUGUCUGCAAAAUACCGGCUGGUUGCUCGUUGAGAAUAUUCAACAAUGCAGAAUUCGCUCAGCUUCUUUCACAGUGUGUCAAUCAUGGUUUCGAAGCCGUUUAUGAACUGACAAAAAUGUGUACGAUCAGGAUGAGUUUUGUGAAGGGUUGGGGCGCUGAAUAUCAUCGACAAGACGUGACCAGCACUCCUUGCUGGAUAGAGAUUCAUCUUCAUGGGCCUCUGCAGUGGUUGGAUAAGGUUUUGACGCAGAUGGGUGCUCCUCACAAUGCAAUCAGUUCAGUAUCGUAAUUCAGUAAGUGAACAUUCUGAUUUCUUCAAAAUUGAAUUGAGUCGUAUUUAGUGAUUCCUGUCUAAGCACCAAAUUUUAUUUUUAGACAAAUAAACGUCUUUUUUUUUGUACAUGAUAAUUUUUAAUGUUUUUCAUUAUUGCUGUAUCAAAUAUCGAAUUUGAGUUAUUGCAUACAUUUUGUUGCUUAAUUUUUAAGAUCUACAAAAUCAUGAAGUUGACAGGGUUUAAUAAACAUGGACAAUUUUAUACAGAUAUAUUAAGAACGUUGGAAACAUUUUUAUCCAAAAAAAAAUUUUCUUUUAAUCAUUGUUUUCAAAAAUAACAUAAAUUGUUCACGUUUUACCCUGAUUUUUUCUUCUGAAUGUGCAAUAUUCCCUAUGAGUCACAAGAAAAUUGUGAUUUAAAAAUUGGAAUUCCAAAAAUUUUAUAAUUUUUCCAAAAGAAAGUGAAAAAUUUGUGCAAUUCUCCUAAGUUAAGAGAGUCUGUUUCUAAAAAUUCAUUAAUUAAGGUGUUAAUUUCUUCACGAUAUGAGUAUAAAUAAAUUGUUGCAGCUUCCAAACUGAAUUAUUUUUUAAGAUUCUUCAAAGGUGCUUUUAUGAUCUCUUAUUUGAUUUAUUAGAUAUUAAAAUUAAAAAAAUGAUAUAUCAAGAGGCCAUAUUUUCUCAUUGGAUUUUCAUAUGCCUACAGCCUAUGAAUGUAAAUUUGUAAAUAGUCUCUAUUUUCUCGACUAUGGCAAAUGAAAAUCAAUAUGAUUGUAUCCAUAAGAAUAAAAAGUUUCAAAAAAAGUGAAUAAAUGAAAACAUAUUUCGAUGAAUUUUACUUGAUAGUUUGUUGUCUAGCAGUACAUAUUCAAUUUUAUCUUUACUUGAGACAAAAAUGUGUCCUCGAAAAAUUGUUCAAAUUAAUUCAUAGAAAGAGAUUUUAAUAGAUAAAUUUAAUUAUUCCAAUCAGUUCUAUGACAAGUGUUACUUAGAUAAAGAAGUUUUCUGUACUCUAGUAAAUAGUUCAUGUUAGAUAAAUUCUCGAUACGAUAUUUGUUUAUUGAAUUCAGACCAAAACUAUUAUUAUUAGAAAGCAUUUUUUUAUAUUUAUGAAAAAUUUAGAUUGAACCAUACCUCAUUAAUUUUUAGAAUGAAUAGAUCCUUCUUUCUUUGUAUCCCUAAAGCGUAAUUUUCAAUAUAGAACCUCUCGAUUGAAUAAUUCACAGGGUACUGGGUGAAAGUGUCAAAAAAUCUAGUGAGUGUUUAAAACACAUAAAUUAACUGAAUUAGCAAAAUUGUUAUGUUGAGGUUUUGGAUUCUGAUUUCCUACCAUUGACUUUGCCCAUAAAGACUUCCAGUUCUCAUAUAUUGAAUUAGAAACUGUCUUUCAAUAUAAACAUUUACAAGUAAGUUAAGAAUAUUCCAGAAAAAAAGUUUUCCUAGAGAAGAUACUCUGUUUUUGUUAUCCAACAAAGAAAUCAAUUUUAAUUUUGAACCUAUAAUCCAGUGUACUAUUUAACGAUGUAACAUCCGACCAUAAUAUUUACAUCUUGAGUGCAUUAAGUUAAUUGAUAAAAGACGUUGAAACCUGUUGUAUAUGUGUGUGUGAACUUCUCAGACUGGUUUUGAAAAAAAAACGUAAUAAGAUUGGAUAUUUGCUUGAGAUUCUGCAAUUAUAACUGUACAUCUGAUGUCUACUGCUGUAAUAUGUAUAUUGAGUAUGAGUACUUAUAUAUUACUUGAUGACAUCCUCUUCCUGAAGUACAGGCUGUUCAUCAUAGUGUUUCCCAACACUUUCAGUUGACUAUUUGAAUUGAUACAUUUAACUGUGAACCAAAGUAAUUAUUUUGUGUAUACUUACAUUAUCUUUUCAAUAUUGGUAUUUUUUUUUUCAAGUGAAUAAUUUCAAUUAUGCCCAAUAUUGAAGAAAUAUUCAUUGUCUUGCUGAGCUAAGUUUCGCAAAUUAUUUUGAAAUAUCCUGUGAACCAAGUUGAAAAAAAAAAUGAAAGUGAUAUUUUGGCAACAAUUCCGUGCCUGCUUACAAAAAUGAGGCUUUUGCUGCUGUGCCUUCAUGAAUUUUAUACACUAAAGAUAUUUUAGGAGGAAAGUUUCAUCUAAAACGAUAUUCUAAAUAUUCUGCAAUAUUUUCCAAUUAACUGUGACAAAAUGUAAACGUAAUUAAAAAAAGUGCAUUAUUUCUGAAUUUCUUGUUACUCCUGUUUCACAAGUCGAAAAGAACAUUUUACAAAUUAAUUGAUGUUAAAAAAUUUGAUUGACUGCCACUAUUAGGUAGAUUGUGUCAAAAUGUAAAGAGUAAAGUGAAUAUGUGACAUAAGUGUCCUAUUUUUUUCAGUGUAACUUCACAAAUUUUUCUAUGAGUGAUAUGUGUAAGUUGCCAUUUCUUGCUUAAUUGUAUUUCUAGUUGCAACAUAUUAAUUUCAUGUAAAUUUUAAUGUUUCGUACAUUGUUAUUAAUGUUUUCUAUUACUGGAAUAUAUACCUAUCAGUACAA
Molecule: messenger RNA, 4020 nt
Organism: Harmonia axyridis
Lineage: Eukaryota; Metazoa; Arthropoda; Insecta; Coleoptera; Coccinellidae
Gene: Mad
Product: protein mothers against dpp
Exons: 2
Coding region: 112-1527 (471 amino acids)
Biological process (GO): transforming growth factor beta receptor signaling pathway; SMAD protein signal transduction; cell differentiation
Cellular component (GO): heteromeric SMAD protein complex
Molecular function (GO): I-SMAD binding; DNA-binding transcription factor activity, RNA polymerase II-specific; RNA polymerase II cis-regulatory region sequence-specific DNA binding
Source: RefSeq, a predicted model, not a curated record